Molecule: messenger RNA, 2362 nt
Organism: Belonocnema kinseyi
Lineage: Eukaryota; Metazoa; Arthropoda; Insecta; Hymenoptera; Cynipidae
Product: synaptic vesicle glycoprotein 2B-like
Exons: 13
Coding region: 357-2039 (560 amino acids)
Biological process (GO): transmembrane transport
Cellular component (GO): membrane
Molecular function (GO): transmembrane transporter activity
Source: RefSeq, a predicted model, not a curated record
AUUCAUGCAGUUCGGCAAUAGGAUAUUCGGCGUGAAGGGCUCGAUAUAUUUUAAAGCAUAUGUCUAACGCAUGGAGAGUACUUUUCAUUAAAAAACUGGUUCCAUCAACAUAAACAUUCAGUCAAGUUUAUAUUUAAAAAAACAAACACUUUUUAAGCGACUUUUUGGAUUUCUCACACACGUUAAAAAUUUGAACAGGCGCUUACCAUUUUGCAUCAUCUAUGAUAAGCAGGUUUUGUGAUAAGAAUGAGCUGCUAAAAUAAAGUUACAAGCUUUGAGUAACUGACAAUGUGCAACAAGCAUCAAAACUGCUUGCAACACCAACAACUGCUGCAGUGGCGUCUGUGAUACUUAUAAUGGUUCCUAAACAACAAGCAAGUAAAAAUCGUACCAAAUAUAUCAUCGAAGAAAUAAUUACCAUGUCUGUUCCCAAUCAAAGAACACCAGCACUUGUAGCUUUACCAUCCACAGAGACUGCAGACUGCAAAUCGAAAAUUCAGGAAAGCAAGACUGAAGAAUCCGUAGUUGAAAGGGCAAUCAACGAAACAGGAUUUGGGAAAUUCAACAUAAAAGUAACGAUAAUAUGUUAUCUAAUUUAUUUAAACGCCGCUAUUGCAAAUGGAGUUACUGGAUUUAUUCUUCCGGCAGCUUCCUGCGACUUAAAAAUGAAUACUGUUGAAAAAGGACGAUUCGGCACUGCAUAUCUGGCUGGUGCAUGCCUGAGUCCAUUUAUUUGCGGACUUUUAUCGGAUUUAAAAGGUCGUAAGUGGAUCCUAAUAGUGUCAUUAUUUCUUCAGGGGUAUUCUGAUUUAUUUCAAUCAAUUGUGCCCAACUACUGGGCUAUAACAGCCUUAAAAUUAAUAUCUGGUAUUGCGGCCACUGGACAGAUGUUCACUGUGAUUACCUACAUGAGUGAAUGUAUUCCAUCGAAGCAAAGAAAUUCUCUUUUAACAUUUAUGGAAUUUUUCUGGAUUUCAGGACAUGGUCUUGCAUCCGCUUUAGGUUUGGCUAUUAUUCCUCUGAAUUUUGAAUACAGGAACGACUUUUUUUUCUUUCGCUCCUGGAAUUUGUACGUUACAAUUUGCUCUCUGCCUGCCUUUCUCAUUGGUUCCUGCUUCAUUUUUUUCCCUGAAACGCCUAAGUAUUUGGCAGAAAAGGGAUCAAGUGAACAAUUACUCCAGGUUCUUACUAACAUGUAUGAACAAAAUGUUGGAAAGUCAGGAAAAGAAUACAUAGAAAAAUUGCUGAACAGUGGUGAUUGUUCAAUCAUCGAAAUGGUAAAUAAAACUCGUACUGAAUAUUCAGUGAAAAAUAAUAAUGCAAAAUCGUAUUUAGGGACAAAAAUAUUAAAGGAAUUAAAACACAUUGGAACCAUUUGUAAGCCGCCACUCUUUAAAAAUACAUUUUUUGCGUGUGUUACUGCAUUUUCUUUAAGCUCACCAUAUUACGCUCUAUUUAUUUGGUUGCCGGAGAUUUUUCAGCGAUUUGCUGAUUUUAAUUCACAGCAUCAAAAUGGAAGUUCCUCAAAUAUUUGCACAGUUUCACGUGAAAUCCAUUCUUCAGAUCCAUUUAGGGAUCAGCAAGAUUCGUUUGGCUGUGAUAGAGCAAUUGACAACAGCGUUUUUAUUAAUAAUUUAUAUAUGUCUGCUGUCUGUGCUCCUGCUGUUCUUCCGAUGACAUUUUUGGUCAAUCGCUUGGGAUUUCGAUUUUUUAUAGCUUCUUAUUCUAUCACCUCCUCGGCUUUAAUUCUUGGAGUUUACUUUGUUAAUUCUUCCAUGCAAAAUUUAAUUCUUCUGUGCCUCUACUUUUCACUGCUAUCAGUUUGCAUAACCGGUUCAUUUGCAUUCUUCGCAGCAAUUUUUCCUACGAAUCUCAGGUCGUCCGGAGUUACAUUAACAUCCUUUUUAUCUCGGAUAGGAGGCGUGUUUGGGAAUACAAUUUGUACUUAUCUCAUAGAUAAUAAUUGUUCAUAUCUAAUUAUGGCAGUAAUGUCUCAACUUGUAGUGGCAGCAAUAUCAACCUUGAUAAUUCGUGAAUAAAGGAAUUGUUUAUUACAGAGCGUACUUUUAAAGUAAUUAAAUAUGAAGGUCUCAAUAGCUAUACGUACCAUUAUUAUCACAAGAUUUCUAGUGGACAGUUAUUAAGUAAAAUUUUCCUCAUGUGUAAAAGAGGUAAAUUUAUUAGAAUCCUUAGCUUUAAUAAAAUGAGUCGUUACUCGAAGUAAUUGUUUACCAAUGACCUCUACAAACCAAUCAGGUUCUUAUUGUAGUCAUUCAUCAAUUAAAAUUAAUGAUAAGCAAACAUAAAGGUUUCGCAUCUAUGAAAAACAAAGUAUCUCUAAUAAAAUGUUAAAAAUCUUGCA